AUGACAGACAUAGAUUUAGAGCAAGGAGAGACGUACGGAUACCACCACCGACGGUCGUUCGGUGGAAGUGACGUAAGCGUUUAUUAUUCAGACGGGGAGGACGUGACGUCAUGUUACUCUUACUUCUACUCGACGACGGGAGGAUCUUACGAACACGAAGGAGGAGAUGAUGAGUCGAGGAAAGUGUCGUCGGCGACGGCGAUGGAGAUAGAUGACGAUGAUGAUGCGACGGCGCCGCCGGAGAAAGAUUGUCGGAUAUGUCAUUUGGGAGUGGAGACAACAGGCGGAGGAGGAGGGAUUGAGUUGGGGUGUUCGUGUAAGGACGAUUUAGCGGUUGCUCAUAGACAAUGUGCUGAAACUUGGUUCAAGAUCAAAGGCGACAAAAUCUGCGAGAUUUGCCAAUCAGUAGCCCGAAACGUGAGUGGCGCAAACGAAAUGGUUAGACCAACGGAGGAAGAAACAGAGUUGAGAAACGGCGGAAGCGGUGAGGAAAUGGCGGCAACGGCAACGGCAGCGGCAGGAUUGGUGGAAAGCAGGUGGCAGCCACAGAGAAUGGUGAAUAUAGUGUUAGCUUGUAUGGUCUUUGGCUUCUUCAUUUCAUGGCUCUUCCAUUUCCAUGUUUCCUCAUAA
This is a messenger RNA of Arabis nemorensis, 630 nucleotides long. The record is from the annotation of a GenBank genome assembly. NCBI's taxonomy places the organism in Eukaryota, Viridiplantae, Streptophyta, Magnoliopsida, Brassicales, Brassicaceae.